UAAACUCGAGUUUGUCAGUCGCUGAAUUGGUGAGUUACUCUGUAGGGAGCUGCCACUUGAGUCAACUGCACUUUGAGUAAUGGACAUUUCUGAUCAACACAUGACUGAGGUUGGCAUAAUCCGUCCUGAAGUGCACAUAGAGGUUCAUGUGAAAUCUGAGAGCACGGUGAAAAGAUCUGACGUACGGCCGCACGUGUUGGCACUGCUGGAUCGGCACAGUUCGAUUUUAGGGUGCUACAAGUGGACGGAGUUUGACGAUGAAUUUCUAACCAAAAAUGUGGAGUCAAUUACUGUAGCGGAUAUAACCGGUCAGAAACUUGUGGAUCUGAAGGCUCACAACCUCUGUAUCCAUAUUUUCUCUCUCAAUGAUGACAGUCCAAACACUCUCAACCUAGACGUGGAGGAGGAGCUAUCUGCUGCCAAUCAUUGGCUCCUCCCAGCAGCUGAGCUUCACGGCAUUUGGGAAAGCUUGGUUUAUGAGGAAGACAUCAAAGAACAACUCUUGGAUUAUGUUUCCACAACAAUCUUCUUCUCUGACAAAAACGUUGACAGCAAUUUAAUUGCCUGGAAUCGUGUCGUGUUACUUCAUGGGCCACCUGGCACAGGAAAGACGUCUUUGUGUAAAGGACUUGCCCAGAAACUCUCCAUCAGACUGUCUGGCAGAUACCCGUACAGCCAGUUUGUGGAAAUCAACAGUCACAGUCUCUUCUCGAAGUGGUUUUCAGAGAGUGGAAAACUCGUCACAAAGAUGUUUCAGAAGAUUCAAGAGCUUAUUGAUGAUAAAGACACCCUGGUGUUCGUCUUAAUAGAUGAGGUGGAGAGUCUCACAGCUGCACGAAAUGCUGCUCAGGCAGGAACCGAACCAUCUGAUGCUAUAAGAGUGGUCAAUUCUGUCCUGACUCAGCUCGACCAGAUCAAACGACACCCGAAUGUGGUCAUUCUCACGACAUCCAACGUCACAGAUAAGAUCGAUCUGGCCUUUGUGGACAGAGCUGAUAUAAAGCAGUACAUCGGCCCUCCAAGUGCCAACGCCAUAUUCGUCAUCUAUCUGUCAUGUCUGGAGGAACUCAUGAAGCGUCAGAUCAUCUACCCCAGACAGCAGCUGCUGAGUUUAGAAGAACUGGCCACCAUGAACUUCAUGGAGAGUGACGUGACUCAUCUGAGUUUGAUCCUGAGGAACAUCGCCCAGAAGAGUAAUGGACUCAGUGGAAGGACUUUGAGAAAAGUACCAUUUCUGGCUCACGCACUCUAUGGAAAGACCUCCACAAUGACAGUUGAGAGUUUUCUGAACGCUAUGGAUCGCGCUGUGGACAAACAAAGACAGGAACAGGCCAAUUUGGUCAACUGCGUUUGACAACAGAAAACAGCUGUUGUAUCUAAACGGUUCUCCUGAUGUUCCUUGUUUUUUCAUUCAUCGCCUGAAAACCGCACAGCCUCUAAACAUGGGUGCUUUUGUCACCUGUUGUUUAUAUUUCCCAUAACAAACCGAUGUUGACUUGUUUUAUUUCAAGUUUGUAAGUUUAGACAGCACUUUUGUACCUAUAGGAGAGCGUUAUAUUUUAGGUUCUGUUUUUCAAUUGCAUACUCAUAUGCUGAAGUCGUGGUAUUCUACAUGCAAUGCGGGCGAUCCGUACGCACAUCACGUAUAUGCACCGGAGCAGUUGUGCUUUGCAUAUGUAACCGCUUUGUCAUUUUCUUCAGCAUGUUGCCUUUUUAUAUACAAGUAUAUAUUUAAAACAUUUGAUUAAAAUGAGUAACAUUUCUCACCCUCUGGUUCUUGCAUUCUGAUUUACAUUUACAUUCAUGCAU
Messenger RNA from Xyrauchen texanus (razorback sucker), 1809 nucleotides. RefSeq names its product thyroid hormone receptor interactor 13 (gene trip13). The record is from RefSeq and is a predicted model, not a curated record. Gene Ontology annotation, molecular function: ATP hydrolysis activity; ATP binding. Gene Ontology annotation, cellular component: nucleus; chromosome. Bases 80 to 1354 code for a protein of 424 amino acids. The transcript has 14 exons. Gene Ontology annotation, biological process: meiotic recombination checkpoint signaling; reciprocal meiotic recombination. Lineage: Eukaryota; Metazoa; Chordata; Actinopteri; Cypriniformes; Catostomidae.